This is a messenger RNA of Pelobates cultripes (western spadefoot toad), 10312 nucleotides long. Lineage: Eukaryota; Metazoa; Chordata; Amphibia; Anura; Pelobatidae. The record is from the annotation of a GenBank genome assembly.
CGGAAGUGCGCAUGCGCGUGUUCCUCUGUCAGUCCCCGGCCAGAGAGAGGGUGCUGUGUGUGGUUGGGCUAUGCUGCUGCUAUAGAGCACUGAUUGAUUAUAUUUUUAUUAUAUGCACUGCUAGGGUCUGCAUGCUGGAUAUGCUUUUUGUUUGUGAUAAACUUUAUUUGUUUUACUUGCCUCCAUCCUUUUAUUCUAUCCCUGUUAAGUAAUGUCCUUUUAACUCCUUACCCUUUCCCAUUACUUGCACUGUAUUUCUCUGAUUUAGUUAUUGCAUCUGGCACUUACUCUUUUUUUAAAAAAUUUUUUAUUUGUGUAUAUAUAUAUAUUUUUUUACAUUUAAACUUAAUGAUUAAUUUAAGUCACUUCCCAUUUUCAUUUCUAAACUAAACUUCUUACUUGGUAGUCAAUGCCCAUCUCUUAUAUUAACUUGCCCCAGUGCUCCCUUUACUAUUACAUUAUAACCCUGCUGCAGCCUCCAUAACUACCACAGCUUCUAUAGUUUGUUACACUAGAUGCCAUAAAUUGUCACCCUAUUUGCUGGUCUUAUUUUGUUUAUUUACCCCCUUGCUGCUCCUUUGACUGCUGAAUUCCACAUUUUGUUAGCCCAUUUCCUUCUGCCAUGCGUGUGUCUUUGCCCUGGAAAAUUGCUGCUGGCCUUCUGGUUAACCUGCUCUCGUCCAUCUGUAUUGUGUUCGUGAACAAGUGGAUUUACAUACAUUAUGGCUUCCCCAACAUGAGCCUCACCUUGGUGCACUUUGUGGUUACUUGGCUGGGACUGUAUAUUUGUCAAACAUUCGGGGUCUUCUGCCCCAAGAGCCUUCCUGCCUCCAAGGUGCUGCUUCUAGCGCUGAGCUUCUGUGGGUUUGUGGUCUUCACCAACCUGUCGCUUCAGAACAACACCAUAGGUACCUACCAACUGGCAAAGGUCAUGACUACCCCUGUCAUCAUCCUCAUACAGACUCUUUGGUACGGGAAGUCCUUUAACCUCAAGACCAAGCUCACUUUGGUGAGUCCAACCUCAUUCCAUAUAUUCACAAGGCAACACCUCCAUUUGUGGCUGUAAAUACAUUUUGUGUUUUAUCAUAUUUUAAUCACUGUGCCUUUUUUGCUUGCCUUUUUUCGUUAAAUAUAUUGGUGCGUUUUGGAGUAUAUUUUUUCAUAGGACUUGUCAGCUGUGAAUGUUUUCUGCUAGACAUGUGACAGUGUUUGGAUUAAUCUAUUGCUUACUGAACGCUGCUAUACAUGCAUUAUUGCUAGCAGGUUUAUUCACUAAAAAGUGUGUGACUGAGCUAUAAGGACAAACUAGCAGAGCUUGAAAAUUGCAUGUUUCUAGCCUGAAAUGUAAAAAAAAUGUGACCAAUGCCAGAGAAUUCACAUUGAAGUUAUCUUGUUGGUAUUCUAAGUAAUAAGCCUUUUUUCCGUGAUGAUUUCACAAACUUCAUUAAGUUUGCACCCUUAGUAAUCAUCGGUAGAAAGAGGAUCCAGGCACUCCAAGUAUCUUCAGUUGUAUUUAUUAAGACAAGUGAGACACCGCAACAUUUUGACCCCUGAAAGGCUCUUUGUCAAGCUUGACAAAGACCCUUUCAGGGGUCGAAACGUUGUAGUGUUUAAUUUUGCCCUAAUAAAUAAAACUGAAGAUACUUGGAGUGCCUGGAUCCUCUUUCUACCACUGAUAUCUGCUCCCUGGGGCUUGUGCUGGCUCUUGGUCCAGUUUAGCACCCGGAUCUUCACGUGAUUGGAAUGUGGUUAAUUUUUCUCUUUUUGCACCCUUAGUAAUAUCGCUAACAAUAAUUAACUACAAAUAUUAACUACAAAUAUGUUGAACUGAAGUAGUAUUGCCACAAGGAACUUGGGGAAACAAUGAAAUGAUACCACAGGCUCUUCAGACCCCACUAAGGGCUCUAACCUAGGUCAAAAUAAUUUUCAAAGACCCCAGGAAGUGACAUGCCCAUUUGAUGUGCUGAGCUUCAGGUAAAAAGCUUAAGUAAAAUAUACAUCUUGUUGGUUUUGUCUUCAGCUCCUGUUAUUCUGUCGUGUGUGCAAAAAGUACAGAAAUGCUUGAUGGAACAUCCUGCAAGACUGCAGGACCCUCAAAAAACAUGUUGUGGAAUACUUUUUCAAAAUGGCAGAUACAGCAGAGCAUGGAUGACAAAAAGUGGCAUAAGGACAUCCAGCGUCAGAUUUUUCCUCAUAGUAAAGCAUUGAUUCAAUGCUUUCCUUUGGGGAGGUCUAAUGCAUGUGUGGCAUUUGCCGUGCAUGCACAUUAGGGCCCGCUUAUCAUGGGAUGGAGGAGUAGGUGUAGCCACUACCCAGCACCGAGGGACAUCGGUGCUGGAUUCAGGUAAGUAAAUAAAGGAUUUUUAACCCUUUAUUCACUGUCUGGGGGCACGUGCCAGGGUGGGGAGGCAGAUGGAGCUAUAGUGCCAGUAACCGCUUUGUAUUCCUGACACUUAUAGUAUCCCUUUUAGCACUAUUCUACUUUCUUAGUGGCCAUCUUAGCCAACUCAGUCAAUCAAGUAGGCCUUAUGGGUUCACUCCAUUACAGCCUGUAUAUUCUUUCCCUUAACUGUCCACCCCCUGCCUAUAGGUUGCUUAUAACUCUGUAUAAAGAGUAAACAGCAGACUGUCUUGAGUUUCUAUUUUUGAGGAGGUCUCAGUACCUUCAGGGACUCAUCUACUGAGGCCAAGGAGAUUGGACAAGAGUUUUUAACCACCAGUGUGCUACUUUAUAUCAGCUAUCCGUACACUUUACUUAAAAAUUAGAUGCUCAAAUAUUAAACAGUCCUAUAUUGAGAAAGUGGAGUGUGUGUGUUGUGGGGUUUUGUAUUUUUUAUUAGUGAUGUAUCACUGAAUGUCACUCAGGACAUAUUGGGGUGAUUGAUAGGAUGAUGGUAUCUAUAACCAGCUUUUGUUGUCUGUUAUUUUGGUGAAAUUCUAACUCUUCUCAUUUCCCUUCCAGGUACCGAUUACAUUAGGGGUGUUUCUUAACUCCUACUAUGACGUGAAGUUUAACAUGCUUGGCAUGGUCUUUGCAGCUCUUGGCGUUCUAGUGACUUCGCUUUAUCAAGUGGUUAGUAAUGUGCUAUCUUUCCUCUCUAUCACCCUUUUAAAUGGAGCACCGUUAUUGUAGCAAUGAAUAGCUGUCACAGAGACAUUAAAGGAACAAUCUAGCAUUGGGAAUACGUUUUGUAUUUCUAACGCUACACUGACCUGUUCGUGUUACCUCCUCUCCCUGUGUCAUCCGCAAAGAUACUUUUUUCUUACUUUUUUUUUAUGAUCUAUGAGGCUAUUGCACAUGCGCAGCAAAACAAUGAAUCUGCAGAGUCAAUGCAUCUCUAUGUGGAGUAUUCGACAUCUCCAUACAGAGUGUGGAGACUCUGAACAUAGGUCCUGCACACAUUGCAGAAAGUCUCUCGAGUAUUAGUGACAAUCACUGGAGAUGUACUAGGCAGCAAUGUAAACAGUGCCUUUGUUCUGAAAAGGCAGCGUUUACAAUGCUAGGCCUGCGGGUAAAUGCUACAGUGGUUAUAUACAGUUAGCUGUAGUGAUUCUGAUCCAUUUAAAUGUAUUUUACUACAUGCAAUAUUAUGGAAGAUUAACUAAUUAAAGGGACACUACAUGCACUAUUACUCCUACAGCGUAUUGUAAUGGGUAUGGUACUAGGUAGCUGUACAUGCUGUCCAUUGGGUUUUUGUCAAAAUAUUAUAUAACAUUAAUAAAAACCUAAAGUAUCCACAAGGCCCAAAGCUCAUCCCCUAACUUGUAAUAUCAUAAUCAAGAAAUCAAACUCAUUAUUAUCGAGUGGUUUUAUUGUGCAUGCAUUACGUGCAAACUCUGAGUACCGAGAGGUUGAAAGCACUGAGAUAGAGGACAAUUUAUUGUAGCCACUUAGCUGUUUGUUUCUUCUGCAUUGUUGACGUGUAAGCUGUCUUAUGUUCAUUUGGUUGCACAGAAAUGUCAAUUUGCAAUUACAUAGAUAUUGUGCUAAGUUAUAUUUGGUGGGUUUUUAUCAUUAAGUUACCCGGGGGAUCAAAGCACCCCAUUUAUAAAUUGUCUUGGUGGUGGCAGUGUUGAAAUAGUAAUAUUUAUAUUAUCAUGGUUAAGUGUCGGUGGUGUUAAGAGGGAUUUUGUGAUUAUUUCCAGUCUAGUGCAGACAAAUAGUGUACUUUAACCCUUUCACCACCACAACUACGUCACGCACACUCUUGAAGUAGGGUGCGUUCGUGACAAGAAAGAUUUAGCAUUGAACGUCUGUGGCAUUUGGGCACACCUCAAUUAAUCUUUUCCUCAAUCUCCAAGUGUAUAGAUCAAGUAGUCUGUGCUUACACCGUCAGUUCAGCUUAAAGGGAUGCUAUAGUCACCAGAACCACUGCAGCUUAUUGUAGUGGCUCUGGUGUCUAUAGUCUGUCCCUACAGGGUCAGCGAUGAAAACACUGCUAUUUUCGCUGCUGCCUAAUAACACCUCUAGUGGCAAUCAGUCAGGUGGACACUAGAAUGCUCCCCAUAGAGAUGCAUUGAUUACAUUUUACCGCUAAUGCGCAAUAGCCCCUAAAUGUUUUCCUAUUAGAUUGUGCGAGAUCAUCAAAAUUGAUGAUCUCAGCCAUGGAGGUGGGGCCACCUGCGACUAAACCAGCGUGGUCACGGAGGAAAAGUUUAAAUAUCUUUCACCUCCAUUCUUAGGUGGGCUGGGAAGCUAAAUAUGUUCUCCAGCACUAUAGUGUUAGGAAUGCAUGUUUGUAUCAGUAACACUAUAGUGUUCCUUUAGCAAUCUAGUCCUUAUAAUUUUUAUUGUUUUUAUUUAUUUGUGCUUGAAUGUUGAAAAGCUAAUUUGUGGUCAGUUACUCACCACCAUCUGUUGGCUAGACCAUGUAAUUGUAUACAUUAUAGUACAAAAUCUCCACUCCUAAAUGCAAUUAACUUCUGUCUAAUUACAUGCUUUUAUUUACAGUGGGUAGGAACUAAACAACACGAAUUACAGGUGAAUUCAAUGCAGUUGUUAUACUACCAGGCUCCAAUGUCCUCUGCCAUGCUGCUGUCUAUCGUACCUUUUUUUGAACCAGUUGUUGGAGAAGGGGGUAUAUUUGGACCAUGGUCUGUUACAGCCAUUGUAAGUUGUUGCUUCUUUGUUUUUAUGAAUAUUUUUGUAGAUGCCUUGAAUGAAGUUACAUGCCCCGCUUUCUAUCUUUUUAGGUGAUGGUACUAUUUUCUGGAGUUAUUGCUUUUACCGUCAAUCUAUCCAUUUAUUGGAUCAUUGGAAAUACCUCGCCAGUCACGUAUCCUUUUAUGCACAAUUUGAGUGGUGUGUAUUUAGGUUUGUUUGGAAUUACAAAGGCAGCUCCAAAACACACUGAAAGUAUAUGAAGAAAAAUGUGCAGUUGCUAAAUACUGUUAAUAUAUGUGUGAAAUGAAGAUGACCUAGUGACUGUCAUGUAUAUACCAUUUCUAAUCACCUUUUUCUGCGCAUUGGGUAAAAAACAACAACAUUUAGGUAAUGAGUGAUGAGAUCUCUGCACAAAGGAACUGUCAGUAAAAAUGUUCAAAAAGCAAACAUGACAGCUACGAUAAUGCUUCAUCUGUUAGGAUGCUUUGCCAGCUGGUAUAGCAUCAUGGAAGCUGUAGUUCAUCUACAGCUGUGGUUUACACCCCUGGUUUGCUCUCUGAAACAGAAGUGGCCAACUGAUGCUUUUGUUGGAUUCAGAAUUCAAUUCUAGUCAUUUGAUUCCAAAUCCUGUAGACUUUAGACAGCUAAAAUAAAGAUUUAAAAAAAAAAAAAUGUAACGGUCAUUCUAUGGAGCAUUCAUUUACUAUGAUUUUUAUUUGUGCACGUGUUUAUUUGCUCCCCAUUUGGAGCUUAAAGGACCACUAUAGUGCCCUGAAGGUGCCCCCACCCUCAGGGUCCCCCUCCCGCCGGGCUGGUUGGAGAGGAAGGGGUUAAAUCUUACCUUUUUUCCAGCGACGGAAACUCUCCCCCUCCUUUCCCUGUCAUCGGCUGAAUGCGCAUGCACGGCAAGAGCCGCGCGCGCAUUCAGCCAGUCUCAUAGGAAAGCAUUCUCAAUGCUUUGCUAUGGACGCUGGCGUCUUCUCACUGUGAAAAUCACAGUGAGGAGCACGGAAGCGCCUCUAGCGACUGUCAAUGAGACAGCCACUAGAGGCUGGAUUAACCCAUAGGUAAACAUAGCAGUUUCUCUGAAACUGCUAUGUUUACAGCAGAAAGGGUUAAUCCUAGGUGGACCUGGCACCCAGACCACUUCAUUAAGCUGAGGUGGUCUGGGUGCCUAUAGUGGUAUAGACUCACUGUGCUGUGGAAUCUUGGAUGAAAGUAUAUAGUACUUCCAAUGUAUUUGUUUUCUGUUACACUACAGUGUAGCAGUAGUUAAAAGAACCUAUCCUUCCUAUCCGCCCACGCUCCUCCCCCGCCAACAUCAGGGAAGAACCAAUGCGCAUGCGCAGCAAUGACAACACGCAUGCAUUAGACCUCCCCAUAGGAAAGCAUUAUUCAGUAGCCACAGAGGGCUGAUUUAGAGCUGCAAUGUAAACGUAGUUUCUCUGGAACGAAGUGCAAAAGGGUCACAGCACCCAGACCACUUCAAUUAUCUGAAGGGGUCUGGGUGCCUACAGUGUCCCUUUUAAGUGUAAAGAUUGUAUUCUCUUUCCUUUUUCUAAAUAGGGCAGAUUUGAAUAGUAAUUUAAAAUUUUAUAAAUUAUACUGGUUACAACAGCCCCUUAUUGCCAAUCAGACAACCAGUCCUAUUACUUCCUGGUUGUUUAGCUCAGUGGAGCUAAACUCAGGAGGCAGUAACAGAGCACCUUUCUUGCAAAGACUUCUCAUUGAGUUGCAUUGGAAAGCCUGUGAUUGGACAGCCACAGAAAGUCUGGGAGGGGUUAAAAGGAGAGGGCUUGCAAAGGCUGCAGACAUGAGAUCUGCAGCUUCUGCAUACUAUGUUUAGAUAUAUCCCUAAUGAAAAUAAUGCAUAAUACAUGCAUUCUUGUUUUCAUUGGGGUAUAUCUACAUUACAUUACUAAAUAGUGGGGUUUUUGUUUAUUUUUAUUUGGGAAGUGGAAAGUCCCUUUUAACUUUAAAUGGUAGCUAAAGAUCAUCUAUGCUUUCUCAAAUUGAUGUGAUCUUGGUGCAUACAGCUGCCUUUUCCCAAAUGAUGCACAUGACUUCACACACUGCAUGACACUAACAUCACUUGGAACAAACAGCUGUGUAAACUAUUUUUAUCCAAUUCUGGUUGCUGUCUUUUUGUAGUUGUUUGACUAGAGAAGCAUUUCCCAAUUGGUGUAGGGUUCCCCGAGAACAAAAUUGGGGUUCCGCAGCGAUUUGUUCAUCAGGUGGAUUAAGCAUUUAGGGACAGUCGAUGGGUAUCGCUAAAGAGGGGUCCGGUCAGGUGCCACAGUCGUCUAAGAUUGCGACCAGACUCAUGUUGUAUGAGAUGCUGGGAGGAAGUGACAGCACUUCCUACCAGACAGAUCGCAGGGAGGGAAAGAGGGAGCAGUAGGGACUGUUUGUGUGUGUGUGUGUGUGUGUGUAUGUAUCUGUCAAUGUGUUCAUCUGUGUCAGUGUGAAUGUGUGUAUCAUUGUGCCUGUGUGUGUGUGUGUGUGUGUAUGUGUAUCUGUGUGUCAAGGUGUGUGUACCUGUAUGUGUGUGCCGGUGUGUUUUUGAUAAUAUGUAUGUAUAUGUGUAAGUAAAUGUCUAAGUAUAUAUGUGGCAGUACAUGUACAGACAUCUCAGCAAUGAAACACCUACACAACACACACUCCUGCAAACACAAACAUGACAUACCAAGGCACCCCUGAACUCUAACUCUAAAAUUAUAUAUAAACACCAAUACUACACACAAAUGUACACCUGCAUUUAUAGGACCACUAUAGGCACCCAGACCACUUCAGCUCAAUAAAGUCUGGGUGCCAGGUCCAUCUAGGAUUAACCCUACAGUUGUAAACUGCUAUGUUUACACUAGGGUUAAUUCAGCCUCUAGUGGCUGUCUCACGGACAGCCGCUAGAGGCGCAUUUGCGCUUCUCACUGUGAAAAUCACAGUGAGAAGAUGCUGACGUCCAUAGAAAAGCAUUGAGAAAUGCUUUCCUAUGGAAUGAUUGAAUGCGCGCGUGGCUCUUGCCAUGUAUGCGCAUUCAGAGCUGACGUCGGAAGAGGGAGGAGAGUUCCCCUUCAGCCCCCUUGAGCCCAGCGGGAGUGGGACCCUGAGGGUGGGGGGGACCUAGAGACCCUAUAGUGCCAGGAAAACGAGUUUGUUUUCCUGGCACUAUAGUGGUCCUUUAAAAAUACAACACUGCAUCCAAACACAUCUCUGCACGCAAAUGCAAACAUUAAAUACAAACACAUCCCUGUAUUAAAACUCUAAAAUGAUAUACAAACACCAACUCUACACACAGAAGUACUACGAUCUGUAGAAAUUUGUAUAUAUAUUGCAGAAAAACUUAAUUUGCUGAAAAAGAAAACAUUAUGCUCUACUAAUUGAAAGGUUUACACUAUGGCACAAGGGGGGGGGUCCAUGAUGUUGAUACACUAUGGCACAAAGGGGGGGGUUCCAUAAUGUUGAUACACUAUGUCAAAGGGCUUAAAUUAAUUGUGAACCCCUGGUCUAGAGUAAUUCUUCCAAUUCCUAAAUAGAUCCUCUUAGUGUCAGAAUCACUACACCUUAAUUUAGUGGUUUAGGUAAAAUACUGUCUCAGCAGUGUAAACGCUGCCUUUUUGUAUCAGGCAGAUAGCCUCUAAAGGUACUUCCUAUUCUGAUCCUGCAGUCUAUGUGGGACCGACUUUCCUCACAGAGAUGCAGAGGAUAAUGCAUCUCUAUGAGGAAAUGCUGAGUGCUACCCUAUGGGGGAAUUAAUAUUAAUCUCAGCCUGGGGAGGAGCAGCAGCUGCAGCGAGACUUGCGCAGUAUGGGUUUGAAGGUAAAUAAAUUACAAUUCUCCUUUAAAAGUUAGUCAAUCGGUAGCAACCUUAUAUUGUUUUCUGUGGUGAUUGCUCAAUGUUCUGCAGUUUCUCCAGAACUGAAUUUACUGAUCUGCUCCAGCAAAACAAUUGCUUGAUACCCCUCCUGUAACAUCACUCCAUUUUGGGUGGCAUGGAGGGGGGGGGGGCUGUGCCACCAUUGGUCAUCUGUUGCCAGCAUUCUCUGUAUGCUGACAAGGCAUCCAGUAUGCACAGAAUAGACGUUCGACUUGCCAGAACUCUGGCUAAUGACACUGCCUGUGGGGGAGUUUCUCUUCUGUUAAAAAAGGGUUGAUCUCUGUAUCUGCAGCAUUUCGUUGUGAAGUUCUGUACAUACAGACACAAAGCACCAUAACCACUUCAAAUCACAAAAGUUGUCAUGGUGUUUGGAGCAACCAAUAACCUGACCUUAUUGUGACCUUAAUGGCCGUAAUUACCAGUAAUGCUUUCUUUAUGGUCACAUUUAAACAUAUACGUCUGUUUCUUUGGUUUAGUUUGAAACAGUUCGAGUAAUGUGUGUAACUGUGUGUUUCAACAUGCGCUUCCAGUCUUUCUGGAAAACACUAUUCUCUAUUCUUUUUGCUCCUAAUAACCCAGGUCCAAGUAUCGUAUGAAAUUACUGUUUUUCUUAAUCAUUUAACAUUUAUCCUUAACAAACUCUUGCAGAUACAAUAUGUUUGGACAUUUUAAAUUCUGUAUCACUCUAAUAGGAGGAUACAUUUUAUUUAAGGACCCGUUGUCUCUAAACCAGGCCCUCGGAAUAUUUUGUACCGUGUUUGGCAUUUUAGCAUAUACCCGAAUCAAAUUCAGUGAGCAGGAAGUGAAUAAAAGCAAGUUAGUCCAGCGACCAUAAGACUCUACAGUACCCUUGGAAAAACUACAUUGUAUACAAGAGAUCUAUUUUUUUUAAGGAUCCAUAUACGUUUUAUUUGUUACUACUUUGGGAAAGUAAAUUUGUAUAACAUUUCAAUGCGUCCUUGGACACAGGACACUGCACAGGCCUUCAUUCUGUGCCAAAACACACAUCACCACAACACUGCAAAUACAAAAGCAGAUUCGCUUUGUGUUAAUCUAUAAUCGGCUGUUUUUUAUUUUUGGAACAUUAUGGACACUUUAUAAAUAUCUUUGCUUGGAUAUAACAAACAAAUCAGUUAUAAAAAACCAAAAUAUAAUAUUCUUUGGUGAUGCAGAGUGAAAUAGAAGAAUUUUACAUCAUUAUUCCUUUUACAACAAUAAUUUUGUAUCUAUAUUCUAAAAUAUGUAGAUGUGCAAUGCAUGUCGGAGUAUAAUUUUAUUUUUGCGGUUUGUGUUUUUGUUAUCAUGAAAAUAAAAUGUAAUUAGAUUUGUUUGUA